Messenger RNA from Cotesia congregata, 420 nucleotides. The record is from the annotation of a GenBank genome assembly. NCBI's taxonomy places the organism in Eukaryota, Metazoa, Arthropoda, Insecta, Hymenoptera, Braconidae.
AUGCAUGAUAUUUUCGAAGGUAUCUGUGAAUACGAUUUGGGUUUAGUCAUCAACUACUUUAUAGUUACUGCAAAAUUUUUUUCUCUUGAUACGAUUAAUGAAAGAAUCGAAAGUUUAUUCUACGGUGAUGAAAUAGGGAACAAACCUCGACCAUUGAAGAAAGCUCAAAUUCUAGAAAAAUUUAUUAAAAUGUCAGCAGCAGAGUCAUUGUGCUUUAUGAUUUUUGUUCAACUCAUUCCACUUACAAUGGCCAUGGGCAGAAAUAUAUUGUUAAACGUUGGAUUUAAAAAUAUGAAUUUUGUUAAAAUAAAUAACAUAAAUUCGGUAGAAUCUGGCGCCAAGUUCCGUUCAAAUCCGUUGUCAACGGAGCGCCAGGCUACCGACUGUGUUUACUGUAAGCAGAACGAAUUAGUUUUUUGA